AUGGCUGUUACUUAUCCAACGGAUUAUCCUUUUUAUGUCGAUGAUGAAGGAUGGCCAGAGAAAGUUUAUACUCCACCAUAUCCUCAUGAAUAUUAUUAUGAUAAUGAACAAAAUUCUAAUGAAAAUAAUUCAACUAGAACUCGAACAUUACAAAAUCCAUCCAAAUUUAACAAUGUUCACCAUCAUCGAAUAAAUUCCAGUGAAUUACUUCCAUUACCAAUACGUCGUCAUACUCCAGGUUCUACUGAUCCAACAUUACAACAUACAUCAUCUCGAAUUCAUUCAUCAACAUCCAAUGCAUAUAUUCCACUUAAACGAGAGUCAUCACAAUCUAAUCUUUAUACGAUAUCUAAUCAAAAUCAUUCAUCAAAAUCUUUAGAUCCUGAUGAACGACCUAUUAAACCAAUGAAAGAUACAUCUGUUUAUAAUAAAUCAUCAUUACCAGAAAAAUUUACUCAACCGAUAAAAAAACCUUUAUCACGACCAAAAUUAAUACAAUCUUCACCUCGAUUGGAAUCGAAUUCAUUUCAAUUACCACCAUCACGUAUACAAAAUACUAGCACAACACCUCGUCGUCCUAUUCGUCUUGAUGUAAUUCCAAAAACACCAAUUAGUUUUCCAUCACAACCUAUUCAAACUCGUCGAAUUAUAGUAGAAGAUUAUGUUGAUAAUAAUAAUCGUUUCGCAUCAUAUGUUAAGCCUGUUCCAAAAAAAAUUGUUGCAUAUCAAGAAGUAUCAGGUAUGACCACACGUGAAAUGGAAAAUUAUCUUAUGUCAAAAGAUCAACGUGUUACUCGUAUUCGACCACCACCAAUAAAAACAGUAAUCUAUCGGCCUUAA
Messenger RNA from Rotaria sp. Silwood1, 840 nucleotides. The record is from the annotation of a GenBank genome assembly. Lineage: Eukaryota; Metazoa; Rotifera; Eurotatoria; Philodinida; Philodinidae.